AUUUGAUUCAUUCAGGUGGCUUUCUUUCUCAUCUCUCUCUGUUCUUGCAAAGUCUACUUCAUAAACUAGUGUUUAACAUUUUUGGGUUUAAAUCUUUAAAAUCUUUUCAUCCAGUUUGGGUUGAGAUGGAAAAGCAAAUGAUAAGUCAAUACUUGUGUGGUCUGUUCCAUAAGACAAAGGCAUACUUGGCUGUGUUACUGUUGCAGUUUGGGAUUGCAGGGCUGGCUAUCAUUGCUAAGAUUGCUUUGAAUGAGGGGAUCAGCCAUUACACCCUCGCUGUCUACCGUCACGCCAUUGCAACUGCUGUCAUCUUCCCCUUUGCUAUUAUCUUAGAGAGAAAGGUGAGGCCGCGAAUGACAUUAUCCAUCUUCGCCAAGAUCGCAUUGCUCGGCUUGUUAGAACCAGUAAUUGAUCAGAACUUAUACUAUGCUGGAAUGAACUAUACAUCAGCCACAUUCACCACAGCCUUGUCCAAUAUGCUUCCUGCCUUGACCUUUGUAAUGGCUUUCCUAUUUAGGAUGGAGAAAGUGAAUAUAAGGAAAACAAGAAGCAUAGCAAAAGUGGUUGGAACUAUAGUGACAGUUGGAGGAGCGACGCUAAUGACACUAAUCAAAGGUUCCACCAUAGAUUUGCCAUGGACCAAAGGAACAAGAAGCCAACAUGGAACAGAAGCCAGUGUCCAUCAACAACCUCUUAAAGGAGCUCUUAUGAUCUCAGCUGGUUGCUUCUGCUGGGCUGGAUUUGUCAUUCUGCAGGCAAUCACAUUAAAGACAUACCCAGCUGAGCUCUCUCUCACUGUUUGGAUAUGUUUGAUGGGCGCAUUGGAGGGCACCUUGGUUACCCUAGUGAUUGAAAGGGGCAACUUUGCUAUCUGGUCUCUUCAAUUGGAUAUGAAACUUGUGGCUGUCCUCUACAGUGGAAUAGUGUGUUCUGGGAUAGCUUAUUCCAUCCAAGGAGUGAUAAUGAAGGAAAGAGGACCAGUUUUCAUCACAGCUUUUAAUCCCCUAAGCAUGGUUAUUGUUGCUCUACUAAGUACUUUCAUUUUAGCAGAACAGUUAUGUGUAGGAAGCGUCAUAGGGGCGAUAGUCAUAGCCAUUGGAGUAUAUCUAGUUGUGUGGGGUAAGAGCAAGGACCCAAAGCCUUCAUCAGUAAUACUAGAUGAACUGCCAGCGGAGAUCACAGGCAACGGAGAGAAGAAGAAUCAUGACAAAGAAUUAGUAGCCAUUGUUUUGGCCAAGACAGGAGAGACAACAACCCAGGAACCAAGAGGAAAUUGAGAGCUCUAGGUCAAUUUAAUUGUAACUAGUUUAAAAUUUUGUUUUGUAAUGGAGCAUUCAACAUUAUUGUUGUUAAGCACCCAAAAUCUUGUUCCUGGAGUAUGUAAACUGCCAUGAAUAAAUAAUAUAAAAAACUAUUUUAAGAGGA
Molecule: messenger RNA, 1425 nt
Organism: Macadamia integrifolia
Lineage: Eukaryota; Viridiplantae; Streptophyta; Magnoliopsida; Proteales; Proteaceae
Product: WAT1-related protein At2g39510-like
Exons: 7
Coding region: 126-1277 (383 amino acids)
Cellular component (GO): plasma membrane
Molecular function (GO): transmembrane transporter activity
Source: RefSeq, a predicted model, not a curated record